AUGAACGAUGACGUAGAUUUUACGAAGGUAUAUAAAGACAGGCCUCGAGACAGUUUUAUGAGGAUCUACAGGACACUGAGUAGCAGUAUAAGAGUAGGGAUGACAGCAACGCACCACAGAGUUACGAUUAUCGGAUCUGGUCCGGCAGCACACACGGCAGCGAUCUAUUUGGCGAGAGCGGAAAUCAAGCCAACGCUGUAUGAGGGCAUGUUUGCCAACGGGAUCGCGGCAGGCGGUCAAUUGACCACAACGACGGAGAUCGAGAACUUCCCCGGGUUUCCAGAGGGCCUGACCGGCGGGGAGCUGAUGGAGAGAAUGAAGCAGCAGUCGGAGAGGUUUGGGACGGAGAUCGUGACGGAGACGGUGUCGAAGGUGGACCUGUCGUCGAGACCUUUCAAGCUGUGGACUGAGUUCAACGAGGACAGCGAGCCGAUCACGACGGACGCAAUCAUCCUCGCCACGGGAGCGUCCGCGAAGAGGAUGAACCUGCCAGGCGAGGAGACGUACUGGCAGCAGGGCAUCUCGGCGUGUGCCGUGUGCGACGGGGCGGUUCCGAUCUUCAGGAACAAGCCGCUGGCCGUCGUGGGCGGCGGCGACUCGGCGUGCGAGGAGGCCGGGUUCCUGACCAAGUACGGGUCCAAGGUGUUCAUGCUGGUGAGAAAGGACCAUCUGCGUGCGUCGACAAUCAUGCAGAGACGGGCGGAGAAGAACGACAAGAUCGAGAUCCUGUACAACACGGUUGCGCUCGAGGCCAAGGGCGACGGCAAGUUGCUGAACGCGCUCAGAAUCAAGAACGUCAAGACCAACGAGGAGAGCGACUUGGCCGUGAACGGCCUGUUCUACGCGAUCGGCCACACGCCCGCCACGAAGAUCGUCGAGGGCCAGGUCGAGACCGACGAGGCAGGCUACAUCCAGACCGUCAAGGGCUCCGCAGAGACCUCUGUGCCAGGUUUCUUCGCCGCCGGUGACGUGCAGGACUCCAGGUACAGACAGGCUAUCACCAGUGCGGGCAGCGGAUGCAUGGCCGCACUGGACGCGGAGAGAUACUUGACCUCGUUGGAGUAG
Molecule: messenger RNA, 1065 nt
Organism: Torulaspora globosa
Lineage: Eukaryota; Fungi; Ascomycota; Saccharomycetes; Saccharomycetales; Saccharomycetaceae
Product: thioredoxin-disulfide reductase
Exons: 1
Coding region: 1-1065 (354 amino acids)
Biological process (GO): removal of superoxide radicals
Cellular component (GO): cytoplasm
Molecular function (GO): thioredoxin-disulfide reductase (NADPH) activity
Source: RefSeq, a predicted model, not a curated record